This is a messenger RNA of Zeugodacus cucurbitae (melon fly), 887 nucleotides long. RefSeq lists its product as uncharacterized. Gene Ontology annotation, molecular function: oxidoreductase activity. Lineage: Eukaryota; Metazoa; Arthropoda; Insecta; Diptera; Tephritidae. The coding region runs from base 70 to 837 and encodes 255 amino acids. The transcript has a single exon. The record is from RefSeq and is a predicted model, not a curated record.
ACAAACUGUAUAUAUUGUAGUGACACUGCAGUUCAGUUUAUUCAACGCCGUGAGUUUGAAUAGAUCGCCAUGAGUUUAGCCGGUAAAGUUGUAAUUGUGACAGGAGCAAGUUCCGGCAUUGGAGCCUCAGCAGCUGAAGCCUUUGCCAAACAAGGCGCUAAAGUAGUGCUAGUAGGACGUAAUGUAGAAAAUCUAAAAGCUACUGAAGCGGUCUGUAAAGCAGCUAACAGCAAAGCGGAGCUACUAAUCAUCGCCGCUGAUGUAACCACAGACGCUGAGAAGAUUAUAAACUCAACCAUUGAAAGAUUCGGACAAUUGAAUGUGUUGGUGAAUAACGCCGGUGUGGGUGGAACGGGUUCAAUCUUGGACGUAGACGUCGAAGAAUUUGAUCGCCUUAUGAAUAUAAACGUGCGUUCGGUCUUUCUUCUAACCAAAUACGCCGCACCACAUCUGAUCAAGACACAAGGGAAUAUCGUGAAUGUCUCCAGCCUGGUGGGAUUGCGUUCAUUCCCCAAUCUUUCGGUCUAUUGCACCUCAAAAGCAGCACUUGAUCAAUUCACCAGAUGCAUUGCCUUGGAUUUGGCACCGAAGAAUGUGCGUGUGAAUGCCGUAAAUCCUGGUGUGAUUGUGACACAAUUCCAUAAAAAUCUUGGCAUGUCGGCGGAGGACUAUGCUAAAUUUUUGGCGCAUCAUAGCACUACGCAUGCACUGGGUCGCGUUGGCGAGGCGCAGGAAGUUGCCGAUGCGAUUAUUUUCCUAGCUAGUGACAGUUCAAGCUUUAUAACGGGCGCAACUCUGCCGAUCGAUGGUGGCAGACAUGCCAUGUGUCCACGUUAGUUUUGUAUAUUUGUAUAUUAAUGUGAAUAAAAUAAUGUUCUUCAAAUUAA